AUGAGGCUAGAGAACUAUGCGAUCAGAGUGUGGUCCUUUGUGGCCAUCAUUUGGUUGCUCCGUGAUUCACAUGCUCUAUUUAAGUUCACGAACAUCAAGUGCACGUGUUAUGAAAAAUCGUAUUGUGAGCUAAGGCGUUGUGAAUUAAAGCUUCUAGGUCGCGGCAUUGUGGCCCUUUUCCUACAUAUCCAGAACAAUCAGCUGCCCAUCAACACUUCGGUGUUCACUCUCACCUUGUUUCGAAGACUCAAUGGCUACAAGCCGUUUCUUUACAAUGUCACCGUCGAUAAUUGCAGCUUCAUGAAACACAAAAAACGCUAUCCAUACUUCAACUUGGUGCACGAUGCUAUGCGAAACUUCACCAAUUUAAAUCACACCUGUCCUUACAGUCAUGAUAUAAUAGUGAACCGAAUGGUACUGAAUGAUAAUAUGAUGGCAAAGCUUCCUUUGCCUACGGGUUUUUACAAACUCAAGUUUAAUUGGAAAACAGGUGGCGUCUGGCGGGGCGUAAUUGAAGUCUUUGUAGAGGUUAAUUUGGGAUUUGAUUGA
Molecule: messenger RNA, 549 nt
Organism: Drosophila takahashii
Lineage: Eukaryota; Metazoa; Arthropoda; Insecta; Diptera; Drosophilidae
Source: RefSeq, a predicted model, not a curated record